CCUGCCUAAAGUGACAGAUAAGAUGGGAAUCUUUGGACGAGAUUCGUCAACAUAAAGACGUCAAGCUUUUACUGCUAGGUUUGGGCGGGGCAGGCAAGACCACCCUGGUAUGCAGCCUUAGACGGAGAAGGUGAUGAUACAACUUCCCACUAAAUCGUAUAACAUGGAGAAACUGAACUAUAAAAACAUCAAGUUCAUCAUAUAUGACAUCGGCGGUAAUGACACAAUGCGCCCGCUGUUCCGCCAUUACUACAAGGACACUGACGCUGUUGUCAUGGUGAUAGAUGGUGCGGACUCCGAGCGUCUGGAGGAGCUAUACUGUGACGUCAUCAAACCUGCUCUGCACGCGGAGGAGCUUGCACACAGCAUCUUCCUGUUCCUGGUUAAUAAACGAGACCUUCCCGAGUGUCUAAGUGCUGAGGAGGUUGCUGACAAGUUGAACUUGAAGGCGUUGAAACAUUCCUGGCAUAUCCUGGAAACCAGCGCCGUUCGAGGGGACGGACUUACUGACAGUAUGGACUGGCUCGCAUCUCAUUUGGGCCCCACUUCCGGACAGGGUCACCGGAAACAGCAAUCUCCACAGGGAUCCCAUGACGCCAUUCCUAAUGACGUCAAACGAAAAAGUGACCUCACCUGUGAUAAAAAUGAUAAAAGUGAUAAAAAUAGAAAACUACACUCUUCAAGUUUAAAUGACGUCAGAAAUGACGUCCCAAACGGUGAUUUAAGACCGCCUUCAGGAAUAUCGGACUCAAAGGAAGUUUCCCCAGCAAAAGACUUUUGUCAUUUUAACAGAGCAUACAGUGCUUUCCGGUGCUUUUUUAUUCGUCCAAGUGUACCACCUGACACUGACAGCGACGACGAUGAUUGAUGUGAAGUAGUGCUAGUAUUAAAAUUUGCAGUUAUUGCUGCUUAUAUUUCAA
Messenger RNA from Mya arenaria, 920 nucleotides. RefSeq names its product ADP-ribosylation factor 1-like. The transcript has 5 exons. Gene Ontology annotation, biological process: vesicle-mediated transport; intracellular protein transport. Bases 134 to 868 code for a protein of 244 amino acids. Gene Ontology annotation, cellular component: cytoplasm. Gene Ontology annotation, molecular function: GTPase activity; GTP binding. The record is from RefSeq and is a predicted model, not a curated record. NCBI's taxonomy places the organism in Eukaryota, Metazoa, Mollusca, Bivalvia, Myida, Myidae.